UUUAUCAUCAUCGACCCUCCCCCGGGAAAGAGUAGGUAGGUUAGAGCGAAGAAGCCACCGCACCGCGUAGCAGAAGAGAAUGGGAUCGGGAUCUUUCCUCAAGGUAGUCGCAAAAAACUUCGAUGUUCUUGCUGGGCCAGUGGUUACUCUUGUGUAUCCAUUGUAUGCAUCCAUCAAAGCAAUAGAAACCAAAUCAUCUACUGAUGACCAACAGUGGCUCACUUAUUGGGUGUUGUACUCAUUCAUUACACUGUUUGAACUUACUUUUGCAAGGGUUAUAGAAUGGUUCCCCAUUUGGUCGUAUGCAAAACUGUUCUUUAGCUGCUGGUUGGUCUUGCCCUACUUUAAUGGUGCUGCAUAUGUUUAUCAACAUUUUGUGAGGCCAUUAUUAGUCAAUCGGCAGACAGUAAACAUCUGGUAUAUACCAAGAAAGGAGGACAUAAUUCGUAAACCAGAAGAUAUAUUAUCAGCAGCAAAGAAAUAUAUUGAAGAGAAUGGACCAAAAGCAUUUGAGACUCUAAUCAGCAAGUACCAAAGGGAGCCUAAAACUCGUCGGACAAUUUUAGAGGAGGUGCACGCUCAGCAACAAUCUUAUGCAGAAAAAGAGUAUAAUCCAUGGGGAGAGGACUCGACAAUAUUUGAUGAUGGUCAUAGAUACUGAAACAAAAUCAUCUCAUCUCGUGAAGUUUCUUUACAUGUUCUGGGGACAAGGCCACUGGAUUAAACUUGAAUUGCAGAGCAGUUAUCAGGCUUUAGUGCAGAGAUCCUCUUUGUAGCAUUCUCCAGUUCAAAUCACCUUUUUUUCCACCCUUUGUGGCUGUCAAAGUUUCUUAUUGUUGUAUACUGUACCUCUUGGUAAAUGCUUGCUGUUAUUUGAAUUUUAAUGCGGAUCGCUGCUUUUGCAGUUCUAUUAUGAAACUAAUUCCUAUAUUA
Messenger RNA from Zingiber officinale, 933 nucleotides. RefSeq names its product HVA22-like protein a. The coding region runs from base 80 to 661 and encodes 193 amino acids. NCBI's taxonomy places the organism in Eukaryota, Viridiplantae, Streptophyta, Magnoliopsida, Zingiberales, Zingiberaceae. The transcript has 6 exons. The record is from RefSeq and is a predicted model, not a curated record.